AUGCACCCUCAGCAGUUGGUUGUCUCCUGGUUUUCCCUGGUUUUGCUGGCAUCUCCCAUCAUGGCUAUAUGGGAACUGGAGAAAAAUGUUUAUGUUGUAGAAUUAGAUUGGUAUCCUGAUGCCCCUGGAGAAAUGGUGGUCCUCACCUGCGAUACCCCUGAAGAAGAUGGCAUCACCUGGACCUCAGACCAGAGCAAUGCAGUCUUGGGUUCUGGCAAAACCUUGACCAUCCAAGUCAAAGAGUUUGGAGAUGCUGGGCAGUACACCUGUCACAAAGGAGGCGAGGUUCUGAGCCAUUCGCUCCUCCUGCUUCACAAAAAGGAAGAUGGAAUUUGGUCCACUGAUAUCUUAAAGGACCAGAAAGAGCCCAAAAAUAAGAGCUUUCUAAAAUGUGAGGCAAAGAAUUAUUCCGGACAUUUCACCUGCUGGUGGCUGACAGCAAUCAGUACUGAUUUGAAAUUCAGUGUCCAAAGCAGCACAGGCUCCUCUGACCCCCGAGGGGUGACGUGUGGAGCAGCGAUGCUCUCAGCAGAGAGGGUCAGAGUGGACCACAGGGAGUAUAAGAAGUACACAGUGGAGUGUCAGGAGGGCAGCGCCUGCCCAGCCGCCGAGGAGAGCCUGCCCAUUGAGGUCGUGGUGGAAGCCAUUCAUAAGCUCAAGUAUGAAAACUACACCAGCAGCUUCUUCAUCAGGGACAUCAUCAAACCAGACCCACCCAGGAACCUGCAGCUGAAGCCAUUAAAGAAUUCCCGGCAUAUGGAGGUCAGCUGGGAGUACCCCGACACCUGGAGCACCCCCCAUUCCUACUUCUCCCUGACAUUUUGUGUUCAGGUCCAGGGCAAGAACAAGAGAGAAAGGAAAGAUAAACACUUCAUGGACAAAACCUCAGCCAAGGUCACGUGCCACAAAGAUGCCAACGUCCGCGUGCAAGCCCGGGACCGCUACUACAGCUCAUCCUGGAGCGAAUGGGCAUCUGUAUCCUGCAGUUAGGUUCUAAUCUCAGGAUGGAACUUUGGAAGAAAAGUGGAAGACAUUAUGCUAAAUUUUUAAAAGAUGAAAUGGAACAGGACCCUCCCCCUAAAGAUAUUUUUCUACCAAUUUGCUUUUUUUUUUAGGAUCAUAAAGAUGUCUUUGCUGUAUUUUUAUAUUUAAAUGCUAAAUGCCCACUGAAACAAUCAGCUAAUUUAUUUAUACAGUUUCCAGCUAGCAGGUCACAGCUGACUUUUAUGUUAUUUACAUAUUUAUGUAAUUUAUGUAUUUAUUAAUUUAUUACUGUUAUUUAACAUUUGUGUGCCAAGAUAUAUGUUUCAUAUACUCAUAACCUGAUUUAUAAGGAAUGGGCCCUAUUAUGCAAAAUGUAAAUUUAUGUGUUAUUUAUACUGACAACUUUUCAAUCGAGGCUGCAAGUGCAUCAGUUUUAUGGCAACCAGUAAGAACACACUGUUCUGAUGCCGGCGCCACAAUAUAUUUGUGAUGCAUUAGAACACAAGAGAUAGUUAAAUAGACAUGGAGACACAAACUCUUUGAGGAGGUUCUGGAGAGCAGAUAUUAGUUCCCAUGAAGACUUCCUUGAAGUAGUGGUGAUAAUUCAGAGCUGUUUGCACCUCUAAGCAACUUUAGUCUUUGGAUGCCUGAAAUUAGAAAGAGCUAAAAAUUAUGACUGGAAUUGAAAUUCAGCUUCACCUUUCCUGGCAGCCUCUGCCCCCUUCUAUCUGUAAGAUGAAGGAGAAUGACACGGAGAUAUCGUAAGUGUCUGGAAAGUAAAAAGAUCUUAUGAUUCAAGAGAGACGACAAGUGUAGUUAUGGCUAAGGACAAAACUGUCAGAAUUGCCAGUUGUUCCUUAAUAAGCACACAAAGAAGCAGACAAAUGCGGAGAAAACAGCCAUGAAUCUCUUACUUGUCAGCAAGAGGGAACAUGACAAGCAGAUAUGACUAGAAAGUGCCAAGCCAUUAAAAUGCUACUUUUAAGUAAUAAAUGUGCUUUAUGUAAAAUGAUUCCAUUUAUUUUCUGUUUACUUAUUUAUUUUUAUAUUCUGAUUGUGAACUAAUAAAAAUAUAACUCUUCUUUGCAAUUUGGGCUUUUUCAGUUGACUGGGUAUCCUGUUCCCACGCUUACCAGGGCUGUGUUAUUUUUCCCCUUACCAUUGAAGGAUUGCCCCACCGUGAAGCAAUUUCAUUUCUGGUUUUGCACAAUGGGCCCUUUCCCUUUAUAGGAAAGUCAAUGUCUUGCCAAGCUCAGGAAAUGUCCCUGUGAUCUGACCACGGGGGACUCUGCAAGGGCACUAAACUGAAUUAUGCCCCUUCAGGGGCUGGAUACUCUUGCUCUGUCACCUUCUAACCUGGAAUCAACUCUACUGGUUUCCAAAGUAUCAUGAAACAAAUUUCCCACCUGGUAGAGCUGUGGGCAGCCCAUCCCAUAGGUCCAGCUCCAGUGUUUAUGGAGGGUUUGCCAUCUGUCUGGCCAACUGCUAGGCCCUGGGGUUGAGGAGUUCCAAAACACCUUGGGUUUGCCACCCCAAAACUGCCCACUCCUGGCAAAGUCUAUAAGACUGGGAUGAAAAGUUAACUUCAAUACAACUAAAUGUGAAAAUAUUGUGUACAUGGUGUAUAUGGUGCCCUGGGGUAAGAAUGAAGAAGGAUCAGUAUAACCUGGAGUCACCCAGGAAGACUCGAUAGAGAAGGGGAGGUGCCCACUUUGGGCUCAAAGGAUGGCCAGGGCAUCCCAGUUCCUCGGAGGCCAUGGAAAGAACAAGUGGUGGGAUCAGAGAGAAUGGUGUCCAUUCUCUGCUAUCUUCAAAAGCCAAGUGCACACAUCUGGCUUCCUUGCAAUGGCAAGAUAAUUAUAAUAGGGAUGUUUAUUUACAUUCCUUAUUUUAAGUGUCACCUGGACCCCUUAUUGCACUCUACUCCUGGCCUGGAGGAAUACUGUAAAAUUUAUAUCAUUCUAAUCCAACAUUUGAAACGUAUCAUCUUGUGUUAAUAAACCCGCACUUGAUAGCACAUGGUUGGUUAAUAACAACUAUGCAUUCUUCUAAAGGCCUUUCAUCUAGAGAUACCAAAACGCUUACUGGGCACUUAAUAAACAACACUAACCAAGAAAAACAUAAUCACAUUUCAUAAGCGCAGAGACCUGGCGACAUUUCCCCAAACUUCCGGCAAGCCUGGGGCACCGCCCAGGUGUCCUGGCUCCACCAAUGCCCAGUGCUUUCCUAACACAGCCUCUUAGCAGUUGAUUAAUUUCAGUUACAUGUAAG
Molecule: messenger RNA, 3255 nt
Organism: Kogia breviceps (pygmy sperm whale)
Lineage: Eukaryota; Metazoa; Chordata; Mammalia; Artiodactyla; Physeteridae
Gene: IL12B
Product: interleukin 12B
Cellular component (GO): membrane
Molecular function (GO): protein binding; cytokine receptor activity
Source: RefSeq, a predicted model, not a curated record